CGAUCAUAUCGAUAUUUCUCCACCUCUAGCCUGCAACCGACGCGUACAUUAGAAGAAACUUAGUAAAUUAAUUAAUUAACCGUCUAGUGCAGAAACCAUCCAACGUACAUGGAUAAUGCCGAAAAAGACUGAACUUCACACCGCGCAAGUGCAAGUGCAAUAAACGCCGAGCUCGGCGACUAAAGAACGCAAUAUAGACAAAUUGAGACACAAAAAAAAAACUGAGUCUGAAUUCGCUGUUGUGUGUAAAUGCAAAUGAUAUAUUUUCGUGCAACAACAACACGGGAGCAGCAGCAGAAAAGGCAAAAAUAACAAAAAAAAACUGAAGAUGAAUGUGUGUGCGGGUCGCGUUAAAGAAAAUUAGAUAAAAAGCCAAAUGAAAUUAGCUCACGCCUGAAUUUCGAGUUUCGACGCAAGGUGAACGAAAAGGCGAAAAGCAAUCAAAACAGUUUUUCCAUUUUCCCAGUGUGCGUGUGCAGUUGAAAAACCACCUGCAUUGAUUUAUAGUUAAAAACAGCAACAAAAAAACGGAACUUGCACCGAGGAUAUAUACACAUACAUGCUGACUGAAUGUGUCUGUGUUUGUGCAUGGCCGUAAAGGCUGACUGAUAAAAAAAAAAAAAAAACAAGUAAAACAUACACACACACACCAACGCAGCGGGGCACCUAUACCAGCACGAUUUCUUGGAGGCAGCCUGCCAUCCAAACGCACAAAAGAGCCAUUGCCGGAGCCACCGGAAGGGUGCCGAACCUGAACCUGGCGAGGAUUGCAGGGACCCAGAAGAAUUGUAGACACAUUUGUGCCGCCGCGAGAACCCUUCCAAUGUCCAAUAAAAUCAACCCGAAGCGCCGCGAACCGACAGCAGCAGCAGCAGGAGCCGGUGCCACGGGAGUGGCCACCAACACGAGCAGCUCGACUGGAUCCUCCAGUGCCGGCAACACAUCCUCGGCCAACACAUCCUCGUCGUCCAGCUCGUCGCUGUCGUCCGCCGGCGGCGGUGAUGCGGGCAUGUCCGCCGAUCUGACCUCGCUGUUCGAAUGCCCCGUGUGCUUUGACUAUGUGCUACCGCCGAUCCUGCAGUGCUCCAGCGGGCACCUGGUGUGCGUGUCCUGCCGCUCCAAGCUCACCUGCUGUCCCACCUGCCGCGGCCCGCUGGCGAACAUCCGCAAUUUGGCGAUGGAGAAGGUUGCCUCGAACGUUAAGUUUCCGUGCAAGCACUCCGGCUACGGAUGCACCGCCUCGCUGGUCUACACGGAGAAGACGGAGCACGAGGAGACGUGCGAGUGCCGGCCCUACCUGUGUCCGUGCCCGGGCGCCAGCUGCAAGUGGCAGGGCCCGCUGGACCUAGUCAUGCAGCAUCUGAUGAUGUCGCACAAGAGCAUCACGACGCUGCAGGGCGAGGACAUCGUGUUCCUGGCCACCGACAUCAACCUGCCCGGCGCCGUCGACUGGGUGAUGAUGCAGUCCUGCUUCGGCCAUCACUUUAUGCUCGUGCUGGAGAAGCAGGAGAAGUACGACGGCCACCAGCAGUUUUUUGCCAUCGUUCAGCUGAUUGGGUCACGCAAGGAGGCGGAGAACUUUGUGUAUCGCCUGGAGCUCAACGGAAAUCGACGCCGGCUCACCUGGGAGGCCAUGCCGCGUUCGAUCCACGAGGGUGUGGCCUCCGCGAUUCACAACUCGGACUGCCUGGUGUUCGACACGUCGAUUGCGCAACUGUUCGCCGACAAUGGCAACCUGGGCAUCAACGUGACCAUAUCCCUGGUCUAAACGCACUGUCAAUUCGCCGAGUUCUUUAUUUUUUGUGUUUACUUUUCCAAUACAUAUAUAUACAUAUAGUUUAUAGCCCUCUGUUCGCAUCAGGCGUUCAACUCUUGGACAGAUUUUGAGUAGGGAGAUUAAGAGAGAGAGUUUUGCAGAGUUGUUUUAUAAAAAUGAUUCUCUAUUCUAAGAGCCACCUACAUGAAUAUGUAUAUAUAUCUAUGGAAAUAUCGGGGCUGUUUCGAUCUUCACAUUUGACCUGAUAUCGCCAAUUGGUUCUUUGUUACUAGAAAUUGGGCGAAAAUAUUAGUGUUUUAUACUUUAGCCCUGAUUGCGCACACAUAAUAGUUAGAUAAAACUUUAAAAUCUUUCCAAACGAAAAUGGAAAGCAUAUAAAAGUUAUUGCCACAGACAGGUAAAGUCUUGGCUAAAAUGCGUACUUUCCCUUUUUUUUUAAAGUAUUUUGUUUUAUUUAAAUUAGAUAUGGCUGUAAGUAAAAUUGCUAAUUUGCCAAAAAAUGUCAAAUACUUCUAUAGAGAUUUCGCUGAUUUGUUUAACAUAGAUAAACAUAGUAACUCUUUUCGAAUGUGAAAAUCGGAGCAGGCCUGUAUGUUUGUAUGUCUAAACGGUUCGAUUGGUACUCUAGUUGUAGGACUUGAUUUUUCAGUUACCACACACACUAUAUUUCAACGUUUCCGUGUUACCCGUUUUGUAAGCUCGUGGGGUUCUGCUUUAGUUUAAUUUAGUUCGUAAGGGCCACACACCUGGAGCAGAGCUGCCUGCGCGUGCCCACGUGCCCACCACCCACUACCCACUACAGUGAACACUGAACACUGAGAACACAGACCCACUCACCACAAUAACAGCGGCAAAAGCAAAAGAAAAAACAAAAAGCGAGAAGGUCACUCAUCACACUCGAACAUGUACUGCAAAGUCUAGUUUAGUUAAUGUAAAUUAUUUUAUACAAUAAAUGUAAAUGGUAAUAAGUAAAUGAACAGAUUAACGAAAUUAACAAACCUUAUAAAACAACAAUAGCGGCAAAAGCGAAACAACAAAGAAAAGUAAUAUUUGAUAGCGAUAAUCUGUAAUAACUCGAGAGUUGUUUGAGAGUUGCAGCUUAAACGAAACUGCGACCCGCAAUUUUGUUCAUGCCAAACCAUCGCAAAAAAACAAGUAACAACUAAACACAAAAAAAAAAAACGAAACCAUUUUUUUUCGCAAUGCUAAAAAGACAGUCGCCCCUCCCCAUUGUCCCUCCCAUCUCGAAACGUAAAAAGAAGCAAUGUUAAUGUUUAAAUUUCCAACUAGUUUAGACGAUCUCCCCUGCCCGGCUCAUGUCUUGGUUUUGAUUUCUAUCCGCCAGCGUUUCCCAAUUGAAAACGGAAGAAAAAUAAAUGAUUUUAAGCAUCUGCACCGUAAUUAGCUUUUAAUGCGCCGAUUUACCGCGCCACUACCAUACGAGAUCACUUACACAGACACAAAACUACAAAAGUGAAAUAAACGUGAUUAGUAAAAGUAAAAAA
Molecule: messenger RNA, 3282 nt
Organism: Drosophila elegans
Lineage: Eukaryota; Metazoa; Arthropoda; Insecta; Diptera; Drosophilidae
Gene: sina
Product: E3 ubiquitin-protein ligase sina
Exons: 2
Coding region: 824-1768 (314 amino acids)
Biological process (GO): multicellular organism development; proteasome-mediated ubiquitin-dependent protein catabolic process
Cellular component (GO): cytoplasm
Molecular function (GO): ubiquitin protein ligase activity; zinc ion binding; ubiquitin conjugating enzyme binding
Source: RefSeq, a predicted model, not a curated record